GUUUUCUUUCAAUAUGUUUGACCACCCUAUACCCAGGGUUUUCCAGAACCGCUUCUCCACUCAGUACCGCUGCUACUCCGUGUCCAUGCUGGCUGGGCCAAAUGACCGCUCAGAUGUGGAGAAAGGGGGGAAGAUUAUAAUGCCUCCAUCUGCAUUGGAUCAGCUAAGCAGAUUAAACAUCACAUACCCAAUGCUUUUCAAGUUAACAAAUAAGAAUUCAGACAGAAUGACACAUUGUGGUGUUCUUGAGUUUGUAGCAGAUGAAGGGAUUUGCUACCUCCCGCACUGGAUGAUGCAGAAUUUACUAUUAGAAGAGGGAGGUCUGGUACAAGUGGAAAGUGUCAAUCUUCAGGUGGCCACAUACUCUAAAUUCCAGCCACAAAGUCCUGAUUUCCUCGAUAUCACAAACCCCAAAGCUGUAUUGGAGAAUGCUCUGAGAAAUUUUGCCUGUCUUACGACUGGAGAUGUAAUCGCUAUAAAUUACAAUGAGAAGAUUUAUGAACUUCGGGUCAUGGAAACAAAACCAGACAAAGCAGUAUCCAUUAUUGAGUGUGACAUGAAUGUGGAUUUUGAUGCUCCGCUGGGUUACAAGGAGCCAGAAAGGCAAACACAACAGGAAGAGCCAACUGUACGGUUAAAAUUUUCCAGUAAAUUGAGAUUGCCCUAG
Molecule: messenger RNA, 667 nt
Organism: Staurois parvus
Lineage: Eukaryota; Metazoa; Chordata; Amphibia; Anura; Ranidae
Source: the annotation of a GenBank genome assembly